AUGUCCGCCCAGCGCAACAUAUCCUGGGCCGAGGCUCAGCGACGCGCCCAGUCGCGAAUAGCAGACCUUGCAGUUCAACGAGCACAAGAAGCUAAAUCGUCGUCCUCGAUAUCACGGUUCCUCGGGAUAUCAUCACUUAGCGAUCUGACAGCGAAGGGCUCAAACUUUCGGGUUGGACAGCUUGAUACCGAAUUAUUGGAUGCUGAGUUGUUGGACUUAUUGAAGGGGCAGUUGUGGAAUGCUAUCAAGUACUUUAAUCCGGCAGUGAAAGAACAUUACGAAAUUGAAUUCGUUGCGCUUCUACGACUAAUACUUUUUAAAUUCACAAUAUGGGACAACAAUGCCACCUACGGAGCUGCCCUGCAAAACCUAGCUUUUGCAGACGCUCGGCGAAAUGGUGCCAUCGAUACACCCCCCUCAGCCACCCAGAAGACCCUAUACGGCCUCGUAACCGUCCUCGGCCGCUACGUCUACGAUAAAGUCGACUCCCACCUGAUCCACACCUCCUCCAUGGGCCUAGACUUCGACGAAUCACCUUUCUACCGAAACCUUUCCAAGGCUAUGAGCAACCUUACAACCGUUCACUCCGUCGCUUCCUUCGUUAGUUUACUCACAUUCCUGUCAAACGGAAGAUACAGAACUCUCCUCGAUAGAGUGUUAUGUAUGAAACUGGUCACCCCUACACGGCACGUCAGACGAGAAGUUAGCUUUGAAUACCUCAAUCGACAACUCGUUUGGCAUGCGUUUACGGAGUUUUUGCUGUUUAUUCUACCGAUCGUGGGGAUUUCAAGAUGGAGACGGUGGUUAGGGAAGUUAUGGAGGAAAGCCGUGGUUUUGAUCAGGAAGAGUAGAGGUAGUGAUGAGGAUGAAGUUACACCGAGCUCGAAUAGUGGUGUACUGGGCUUCUUACCUGAACGAACGUGUGCAAUUUGCUACUCCGAGUCGAGUCCCGAGGACGUCCUAAACAACCCUGGUGGGGGAGGCGGCGCAGCCGGGUCCAACGAUGUUACGAACCCAUAUGAGGCCGUAGAAUGCGGGCAUGUAUAUUGCUACGUAUGCAUUGCCUCAAAGAUCGAGUUAGAAGAGGGAGAAGGAUGGGCAUGUUUAAGAUGCAACUCCCUCGUAAAAAGGUGUAGACCAUGGAGGGCAGGUGUAGUAGGUCUAACGCUAUUUGAAGGCGAAAAGGGGGCAAGAGAUGGGAAUGAGGACGAGGAAGGGGAUCUGGCGGUGUUGAGUCCUAGAGAAGAACACGGGCUGGAUGACAUCAUUGAAGACGAUUAUGAUGAGGAUGAUGAUCCAAUCAAUGAGGAGCCUGCUGAAGUCGUUUAUGCAGGUGGUGGAGUGGGGGAGGAGAGUGGGGAUGAGAGUGAUGGAACCAGGACGGAGAGGGGAGGACAUGAUGCGGGGUAUUACAUGAAGGGGGUGGUGGAGGAUGAUAGCAAUUAUGCGACCGCGGAUGACGGAGAGUUGGAUGAGUUGGAGGUUAGACCUUGGGAGAGGUAG
Messenger RNA from Orbilia oligospora ATCC 24927, 1503 nucleotides. RefSeq lists its product as uncharacterized. Gene Ontology annotation, cellular component: peroxisomal membrane. Gene Ontology annotation, biological process: protein import into peroxisome matrix. Lineage: Eukaryota; Fungi; Ascomycota; Orbiliomycetes; Orbiliales; Orbiliaceae. Bases 1 to 1503 code for a protein of 500 amino acids. The record is from RefSeq and is a predicted model, not a curated record. Gene Ontology annotation, molecular function: zinc ion binding. The transcript has 3 exons.